CGGUUUUGUUUACGGAACCGGCUCAGAUCACCGUUGCAUGGAAUUAAAAACUAAAAACUCCGAUUAAAAUGGUCUACGUAGAAGCUUCCUUCCCGCGUGGCAAAAAAACCGAGACCGAGGACGAUGGAUUGGCACCGAAAAAGAAAUUUAAACCGCGUCAGCGCGAGAAUUACGGCGCAUCCACGGAAGAAGAAGCUAAGCAACGGAAGCCGCGGCCAAAGGAUCGCCGACGAGUGUUGAAGGAAGAGAAGGAGGAAGAACUGGAAGAGCAGGAGUUGGCCUGCAAGGCGUCCAACCUGGGCUUCGUAACGCUCCAAACGGGCAUGCUGGUACUGGGUUGCGUGCAACGUACAUUUAAAACCCACAUGGAAGUUACGCUGCCGGGGCGGAUUACGGGAACCGUCCCCGUGCCGGCCAUCUCGGAAGCGUACACCAAGCGCCUUCAAGCUAUGAUCGACCGACAGUCGUUUGACUGUCCCACACUGGACGAUCUGUACAAAGUUAAUGAGCUGGUGUACGUUAAAGUGAUGGAAAAGCAAACAUCCCCGAGGCAGCUAACGCUGUCGCUAAAUCCACACGAUCUACAUAGCUCGUUCACGGCGAACCAGCUCGUCCCUGGGCUAGUGCUGUCCGCCACGCUAAGCAUAGAAGAAGACCACGGUUAUACGAUGGAUGUGGGCAUUCGCAACGUGCGCGCCUUCCUGCCGAAAGAAAACCUGUGUAAAAACCCGACCGAAAUUGGACGGAAUUUGUUUUGCUCCAUUGAAAAGGUUACCCGUCAAGGAACGACAGUAACGAUCAUACUGAAGGCGUUCCGCCCGAAAGAGAGUCGUCUGUUGAACGUGAGCAUGACCAACCUAGAAACGAUCGUACCGGGCUGUGUGGUACCGUUUACCGUCGGCUCAGUGGUAAAGCAUGGCCUACGCGGGACCCUCUUCGAUGAUACGGUAGCCGCGUUCGUAAACGAAACUAUGCUCACGCAACCAAAUAGCAAGCCAGAAAGCUACACCAUGUUCCAGCAGCUCGAUGCGACCGUUCUGUACGUGAUGCCGGUCACAAAGCAUGUGUUCGUCUCGCUGGCCAAGUACCCGGGCAACCGAGCUGAAAACAGCGUUGCCUAUGCGGCCGGCGAGACCAUUGAGAACGCGCACGUAGUGACAGUGACCAGCGCGGGUGCCUGGUUGCAGUUCGCCAAGGAGUACCGAGCGCUACUGCCCAAGAGUGUUAUCAUGAAGCGUAUCAAGGGCAACUAUGAGGAGAGCGUUGUGAUGAGCAAGUAUCACGUCGGUUCGGUGCACACACUGCGCAUUCUGCGCUACGACCCACUAAAUCGAACAUUCAUCGUCUGCGAUACGUUGGACAAUGCGGUCGAUGAGCUUACGCUGCAGGACAUACAGAUCGGUGAGAUAUACCAGAUGCGUGUGAAGAAGCUGCUUGAUGCAGGAGGAUUUUUUGUCGAGCAGGGUGCGGUGCGUGGGUCGGUAUCGCGAGAAUGGUUCGAUCGAACGCAACACGUUAAAGAGGGCGCACGGGUGCAGGUGCGAGCCAUGAUGUUCGAACCCAGCACACCGUUCGUGCAGUUUACAAACCUCCCCAAUCUGCUGAAAAAAGGGAUUCGAAUUCUAUCAUCGCGCGAGCAGCUAGAGAACGCAAACUCCAUCUUAACCGCUCCCGAAGCUAAACAGUUUCACGGAUUGGUAGUGCAGGAAACACGCGACUAUUUUAUGAUCAAGUUUGCCAACGACAUCAAGGGAUUGCUGAUGAAACAUUUGCGCGAUAUGGAGCAAGAUACCGUGAAGAUGCACACACUACGCGUCGGCAGUGUUGUACAGGUAACGGUGCACCAGUACAAUUCUGCAACGCAAAAGUUGCUCCUUGCGCUGCCAUUGCACAGCACUGACACGGUCUCAACGCUAACCGAGGCCACUGUUAUCGCGGUGUUGCCGACGGGUGUCGAAAUAGUGCUAAAAGAAGAUAGAAGCAAGGGCACCAUCCCGUUGCAGUACUUUUCCGACUUUGCAGCCCACAAUCCCCUGUACGUUGGCCAGCUGAAGGAAGGACAGAAACUGUCGGUGGUAAAGCUACGACAAAAUACGUACAGCGUCCGGGAUGUGGAGUAUUGUCAUAAAAAACCGAUGCUGCUGAAGAAUAAUCCUCAAGGAGCAGUAGUGCGCGCGAGCUACUUCUCACGCAAUGGCCAACCGUUUGCCAACCUACUGCUCAGCGAUUAUGCAAAGCCGAUAGAGGUUCGGUUACGCGAUGAGGACAAACAAGCAGAAACUAUUCCCGAUGGAGAAAUCAUCUACGCGCGGAUUACUUACGAUCAUAAGGGCAACACCGACGAAUCCUUCAAGCUUAACGCAAACACACAACGUCGUAUGGUGUGCCCACGUGGUAUUGAGCACGUGUACGAGUACAUGGAGACUUACAUGCACGAUGUGAGAUGCUUAAUUGAACGCUACAAGAAAGCGGGAAAAACGUUUGCAAACUUCACGGUUGGCCAGCAAGUUCGUUGCACCAUCGAGAGCGAGGUAGCGGAGAAGCUCGUUGUGAAGGUGCAACCGGAAGAGGACGGAUCGGAAGACACUGCGAAAGGAAUCGUCGAAAAACCACCGGCAACAUCCGGCAUCUACGGAAUUGGGGAUGAAGUGGUAGGCCGCAUUAUAUGGGUCGAUGUAGUACGUCAGGUGGUACAAGUUUGCAUCGAUCCAGCCCGCCUGAAGUUCAUUGAUCAAUCCAAACCAAAGGCAUCGGAGCUGAAUCCCAGCGAGCGGUUGCACUGUACGGAAUUGUACUCAAACGAAUACGUUCACAUUUGCUGUGCAACGAAAAAGGCGGGUCCACUGAUUGUGGUACCAGUAAAACAUCAUUACAAUGAUGUCCUGUGGAAGACCGGUGGUAAACCGGUAAACAUUGUUUUACCGAUGCAUCCGCUUGGCGAUAUGAUAUUUGCCGUUACGAAGUAUAAUUACGGUUUGUAUAAUGGAUUUGACAACAUGGAAAACCCAACGAAGCUUUACACAAAACAUCAGAAACGUCCACAAUGCGUGCAGAAUGAGAAUGAUUCGACACUGAAGCUACGGUCGCAAGGUAAGCUACGGUACGUUAAUGAAUUGCCGGAGACGUUCCAAGAACAGUUGCUCGAUGAUGAUCAGGCGGAAAAAUCAGAGUCAGAGAUCGACGAAUCGGAUGGGGAUGAUUCGGACGCCAGCGACAGCUACCGGGACAGUGUGGACGAUGAUGAGGAUGAAGAUUUCGUUUGUUUUGAUACGGAGGAUCAAGAGGAGGGAUUGUCAGAAAAGAUUAAUGAGGAGAAAGCCAAGAUGAUAAAGAAGCAAUCAAAUCAGGAAGCAGAUGGUCACAAAGAUGGGCCGAAGGGCCAAAAAGAACCCAAGAAAACAUUGCCGCUCAUUGCAGUUACAAAACGAGAGAAGCAACACAACGGUACGGACAAGUCUAGCAACUCCGAAAAGAAAUCGAAAAAACGCCAGCUAGAGUUGGUUACUGCAUCGUCUGCAGAAGUGACCCAGAAGAAAGAGAGUAAAAAGAAGCAACUUGAAGCUGCUAACUCGACCGAGCAGGAGGGGAAAUCUAAGAAUCAAAAAUCAAAACCGAAGCAGUUAUCCGUUGGUUCAACCAACGAACCGACGAAAAGAAAGCUGGAAUCCAAUGCUGAAGCAGCUAACGAAUUGGCAAAAAAUAAGAAAAAGAAAAAAAAGUCUCUUCCAGCAGGGGUCAAAGAUAUGCUGAAUAAUUUCUACGAUACCCAGUUAGAUGGUGGCUGCGAUUUUUUAUUAGGCGACCAAGUUGAUGGUGCUGUAGACCUGGCGAAACCCACGAAGAAGGUAAAAAGCGCAAAAAAGCGGAAGCAUAAUGAAACGACCGAUAAUGUCGACAAGAAAGACAACAGCAACAGUAGCAAAGGCAAGGGAGUGCUUCCCGGUGCGACCAACUUUUGGGAUACUACACCCGUGUACAAGCGGGACCAGAACGCAUCGGACUCGGAUGGUGAUGAGCGUGAGGAUGAAGAGGACGAGCAGCAGGCGAGCAGCAGUAAGCGAAUGACGGGCAAAGAACGAUUCGAGGCGAUGAAACAGGAGGAGGAGCGCCUGCGGAAGAUCGAAGAAGAGCUAGCUGAUCCUUCGGCAACUCCGCAUACACCGGAUCAAUUCGAUCGCUUGGUCAUGGCACAGCCGAACAACAGCAUGCUUUGGAUCCGGUACAUGGCGUUUCACAUGGAAUCGGCCGAGCUGGAUAAAGCACGGACUGUCGCCCGGAAAGCACUAAAAGCGAUCAACUUUCGGGAGGAAGCGGAACUAUUGAAUGUGUGGAUUGCGCUGCUCAACCUUGAGCUGCGCUACGAGACAGUGGACACAUUCAAGGAGGUCCUCACGGAAGCGAUCCAAUACAACGAUGCGUUCAAGGUGUACAGACGCGUGCUCGACAUUCUGAUCGAUUGCCAGAAGGUGUCGGAAGUGUCCGAACUGUUGGAGCUAUUAGUGAAAAAGUUCCGCAAGGAGAACGAUAUGUGGUACCUGGUGGCGGAUGCCUGGUAUCGAAUAGGCCAGACCAACAAGGGCAAACCUUUGCUGAGCCAGGCACUGAAAUCAUUGCCCAAUCGCGAUCAUAUUCCCCUGAUCGUCAAAUUUGCAUUUCUCCACAAUCGCCAUGGCAACCGGGAUGAGGCGCAUCUGCUGUUCGAGCAGAUACUCACCUCGUACCCGAAGCGCACGGACAUCUGGUCCCAGUACGUGGACAUGCUGGUCAAGGAUGGUCUGAUCGAGGAGGCCAGACAAAUUUUGGAACGUGCGAUUGUACAACGGCUACCAAUGAAGAACAUGAAAACCCUCUACACCAAGUAUGUCACCUUUGAGGAAAAACACGGAGACCGCGACAGUGUGCGGCGAGUGAAGCAGAUGGCGGCAGACUACGUUCAGGCCCAGCUGAACAAUGCGGGCGUCACGACGGCAGCCGAUAAUGGGCGUAAAAAGUAAUUUUCGACGCGGGAACGAUUCUGUUUUUUUCUUUUCAUAUACAUAUGCGUAUUCUACACAUGAAUAAAGUUUAUGUCGAUAAUGAAAAGGAAAAGGAUUCGCCACCCCCUUUUUCCAUAUCUUUUACCUUAUAAAUAGGCCUUAUAACGCGG
Molecule: messenger RNA, 5146 nt
Organism: Anopheles darlingi
Lineage: Eukaryota; Metazoa; Arthropoda; Insecta; Diptera; Culicidae
Gene: Rrp5
Product: protein RRP5 homolog
Exons: 4
Coding region: 69-4994 (1641 amino acids)
Biological process (GO): rRNA processing
Cellular component (GO): small-subunit processome; nucleolus; nucleus
Molecular function (GO): RNA binding; protein binding
Source: RefSeq, a predicted model, not a curated record